GACAACUCUGAUUAUCGCGGACUUCAUCCCGGCCCCGGCCCGGCCCGGCCAGGCCAGACGCCUCCCCGCGCGUUCCUCUACUCCGAUAGGUGAUGACGUAUACGGCGACGGUGGCGGUUGUCUCGCCACCGUACUCGUCCAUGCUCGUCCCUCGUCGGUCAGUACGUCGACACGGUCCGUGUGAUUCGCGCAUGGAUGCACGCGAAUCUCUAGCGUUCUUUCUUUCUCUCUCGCUCGCUUUCUUCCCUCCUCAACGACUGCAUCAAUCGUGCGGAGUAUCCCGCGUAGAAUGACUGAUUCUGAAAUCGAGAUGCAUUACACACCACCGACAUCGGACACCAUUCUCACGAAACCGUUCCCGAUCCGAGGUGAACGUGCAAAUUUCGUGAACAAGCCUCAUGUGAUCGCGAUGGUCGGCUUGCCAGCUCGCGGCAAGACUUACAUAUCCAAGAAAUUGUGCCGAUACCUCAAUUGGAUCGGCAUCAGCACGAAAGUCUUCAAUCUGGGAGAAUACAGGCGACACGCCACCACGGCCUAUCAAUGCCAUGACUUUUUCCGUCCCGAUAACAUAAAGGCCAUGGCGAUACGGACGCAGUGCGCGAAGGACGCUUUGAACGAUGUUUGCCAGUGGUUGGAGAGCGGCGAUGGUGAAGUGGCCGUUUUUGACGCCACCAACUCCACAGUCGAAAGACGCCAGCUUAUACGCGACAUCGUUGUCCAUAAAAUGGGCUUCAAGCUCUUCUUCGUCGAGUCGGUAUGCAACGAUCCAGAGAUCGUCGAGCAGAACAUUAUGGAAGUGAAGGUCAGCAGUCCGGAUUACGCGAACAUGAAGAAGGAGGAUGUGCUCGCGGAUUUUAUGCUGCGAAUCGAGCACUACCAGGAGCGGUAUGAGCCAUUAGACGAGGAGCGUGAGAGCGAUCUGUCGUUUAUGAAAAUAUACAACACCGGCGAGAAGGUGCUGGUCCAUAAGCACGAAGGCCACAUACAAAGUAGAAUAGUUUACUAUCUUAUGAACAUUCAUAUUGUGCCACGCACGAUUUACUUGACCAGGCAUGGUGAGAGCCUGAUGAACCUCGAAGGCAGGAUAGGCGGCGAUUCGGACUUGACCGAGCGGGGAUACGAAUAUAGCAAGGCAUUGGCAGAGUACAUCACCAGUCAGAACAUACAGGGUUUAAGAGUUUGGACUAGCUGGCUGAAGAGAACUAUUCAGACUGCAACUGAUGUAGAAGCACCACAAGAAAGGUGGAAGGCUCUCAAUGAGAUUGAUGCUGGUAUUUGCGAGGAAAUGACUUACGAAGAAAUUGCCGAGAAAUAUCCAACUGAUUUCGCUGCCAGAGAUCAAAACAAGUUCUCAUAUCGAUAUCCAAGAGGAGAGAGUUAUGAAGAUCUUGUUGCGCGGCUGGAGCCUGUGAUAAUGGAAUUGGAACGUCAGGGUAAUGUUUUAGUUGUAAGUCAUCAAGCCGUUUUACGGUGUUUGCUGGCUUAUUUCCUGGACAAAAGCGCAGACGAGUUACCGUAUUUAGAAGUACCUUUGCACACUAUCAUGAAAUUAACACCAGUCGCUUACGGUUGCAAGGUGGAAAAUAUUCGACUACCGAUAGAAGCUGUGGACACUCAUCGGCCGAAACCAAAGAUCCCAGGAUAUCUAGAAGAACGAUUCAGAGGAAAGGGGAAUGUACUAUGCACGUGAUAACAACAAGCUUUUGUGUAAGCACGGCGCAGCUAAUUCCUAUCUAUCUAUGUUGAUAUACCGGAAUGCUGAAGCAAAGCAUAGAUUCCGGCAGCUGGCUGCCACCUACCCCUCCGCGUACGUCGAAUCAGCGUGCACAUCCGAAUCCUUUCUUCCUAUGUGUCAGACAACCUAGAAAAAUGUGUAGCCACAGAUGGAAGAUUCUGUGUGACAAUGCAAGUUCUGCAGAAAAAGAAAGAGAGAGAGAGUAUGCGUGUAUUUUGUGAUUUUUAUAUUUUUUGAUUGGCGCGUGUUUAGGUAAGUAGCAAGAAUAUGUAAUGUGAUAUCGAGAUGAUGAAGAGUUUAAAUAAUUAUACGCCUGCAUCUCUCUCAAGUGAUAUUAGUUCAGAUAUUGAAUUUUUUCUGAACUGUUAUUAUUAGCGUACGACAAGCGUAACUGGUACGCAUACUUUGAUCUUGCUUUGAAAUAUUUGCCUCUUACUAAAAUCGUAUUCAUGAGACAAUAUACAUGAGUGUGUAUGUAUAGGCAUACAUGAAUAUGAUUCCAAGCAUGGUAUAUUAUUUUCGCUCCCGGUAAAUAUUUCAAAACACUUGUUCGCGAAUUUAAAGCUGAAAACAAAUAUGCUUUUAUAUAUGUAUAUAUCGUUUGAAACAUUAUUUCUUUGGAAUUAUUUUUGGAUCAGUCGAAUAAUAUAUAGAAGAGCGAUUCGAGCCAAAUAUUGUAAAACUGUGACGUUGAUAAUAAUACUCGACUAUUAUGUAAAAAAUAAAAACUCAAAAUAUAGUACAAUACAUUAUAGAUUGUGCGAUAUAAUACACUUCCAAAUAUUGGAUACGUACAAUUCUCAAUUAAUUUUAUCUAAUAUAUAUCUAUAUACGUCGCAAUCUCUCGUAUAUUAAAUAGCUGAAUUAUCAACUUCGUUCACGCCGAUACUUAUGUAUCUCUCGAUCAAUGAAAAACUUAUAAUAAAUAAUACAGUUUUAUGAAUCA
Molecule: messenger RNA, 2681 nt
Organism: Cataglyphis hispanica
Lineage: Eukaryota; Metazoa; Arthropoda; Insecta; Hymenoptera; Formicidae
Gene: Pfrx
Product: 6-phosphofructo-2-kinase/fructose-2,6-bisphosphatase 1
Exons: 7
Coding region: 290-1690 (466 amino acids)
Biological process (GO): fructose 2,6-bisphosphate metabolic process; fructose metabolic process
Cellular component (GO): cytosol
Molecular function (GO): ATP binding; 6-phosphofructo-2-kinase activity; fructose-2,6-bisphosphate 2-phosphatase activity
Source: RefSeq, a predicted model, not a curated record